UCCUGCUCUGCAAUUGUCACUCUGGGAGAGCUCUUUGUGAUCUUGGGGAAGGACAUGGACUCCGAGGUGGAUCAGAUUGCUGCAGUCCUUCUCCACAUGUUGCGGAAUUCCCCAGAGUUUAUUCAGAAGGCAGAGCCUGGGCAUGAUGGUAGAGAACGUGACUCCUACACGAGCAAUGACUGCUCUCAUGGACAAUGGAGUCAAGAGCCGCUACGUCCCGGCACAGAAAUGUACGGCCGAACUCCUCCUGUCCUUGAUGGAGAAAAUGGGAGUCACGAAGCUUGCAGGCACACCCAGGGCUGAGAGGCUGGCACAGGUGGCAGGGACACUCGCUCAGGACAGUCACAAGGACACGAGGCAUUAUGGACAGGAGAUGGUGAAGAUGUUGCUUAGUAAUCAAAAAUUUAAAAAGCUUUUGGAACAAUCUCUUUCCACGCAUGACCUGGAAGAUAUCCUGAAGAGAAUUAAGAAGAAAGAAUACUGCCCUGCUGUCAAGCCCUGUGGAGCUGGAAGAAGCUUGGGGAUGGAAAACCAGAAGGCUGAACGCCCACCUGUGCAGGAGCCAGUGAAGAAGAGGAAUGAAGGCUCCAAGGAGCCCCAGGCCACAUCGCCUCCUAGCAAACGGGCAAAGUCAGCCACUGAUGGACGCCAUCUACACCGUGCAAGAGCCCAGGUCACAUUAGCUGCAUCUGUGGAAGAAAGGGAGCUGCUCCAGAAGCUUUACCUUCUCCUGGAAGCCAAGGCGUUCCAGACACGGAUGGAAGGAGUGGCACUCCUCCUAGACCUGUCCAAAACCAGACCCCAGCUCAUCUCCACUAACAUUGUCAAAAUUUUUGAUUAUUUUGGCCUGAGAAUCUGUGACACACAUAAGAAAGUGAAGCAGAAGGCGCUGGAGGCGCUGGCAGAAAUCAUAGGACUCCUGCAGGAUGCCAUGAACCCAUUGAUGAUCCGUUUGGUUGAAGGCAUAACAAAGAACCUAAACUCAAAGGAUCCCGGGGUUCAUGCUGCAGCUAUGACGGCUCUGGACCAAUCUGUUGUGCAUUUAGAUGAAGUAUCACUGAUGAAAGAGCUCUGCCACCAAUGGAGACGACUGAGUGGCCAAGCUCUGCUGGAUGUCACGGAGCGUAUCACAGUGCUUGUGGAAUGGGCUCAUGCCAGGAGCCCUGAAGCGGUCGAGCGCUACGCCCUGCCCGUGCUCUGGUCCUGCCUGGAGAACAAGGCGCUGCCUGUGCGAAGCGCCAACGUCUGCGCUGUUGUCACCAAGCUGGCCUGUGCCCUCUGCGAGGCACUGGGCAGCCAGAUCAUUAAGUUUGCUGACAGCACACCUCCACACGUGCAGGAAAACCUCAACAGCCUUCUGGGCUGGUGAAGGUUUGAUGUUCUCCAGAAAGCGGACAAGUUUCUGAGCUGGACACCACCGGACGUGACUUUUCAGCUGUGCCAGAAAUGACAAAAUACUAAGGAAGGGUGUGCAUCUGCCCCUGCUCUGUUAUCAGCAUUGCCCUUCCUAGUCAUGACAUGGGGGGCCAUAAGCAACUGCAGACUGAUGACAAGGUGAAGAUGAAGUAUGGAUCAGCCUCAAGUGAACCCAGACUGAGGAAAAGGUGAAGACCAAGCAUGGAUCAGUCUCACACAGAGAUACGACUGGCUACAGUCUUUCCAAGAAGUUUUCUCUGGACAUUUCUGAUAUUCCCUUACCAAGAAAGUCCUUGCCUCCAGUCCAGAAAUGCUCUUUCCUCCAAGAUCAGGAAGAAGCUGCCAACUGUCCAAAGAAUGUUUCAAGAAUAGGAUUUAGGCUUUAGGAUUAUCAAGAAUAGGAUUCAUUAAGAAUAGGAUUCAUCAAGAAAAGUAUUCAUCAACAAUAGGAUUCAUCAAGAAUAGGAUUAAUCAACUAUAGGAUUCAUCAACAAUAGGAGUUAGGAUUUUGGAAUAGGUUCAGGCUUCAUAGUUGCAGAUGUAUCUAUGUUCUGAUAGUUUUGAAUAAAUGUGUUUGAUUGUAUAUUUAAAUUUUGAUGAGAUAUUUUAAUUGUAUAUAUUUUAUUUUGAUGAUUUAAAAAAACUUAAAUGAAUCAAUUAAAUUUAAAUAAACCAAAAGAAGAAUGUGACACCAGGAUCUCCUGGAGAUUAUGGGAGUGCAGUGUCUCACCACAUCCUUUCUUCACUGGGCCUCUCUUCUUCCUCUUUGCCAUGUUUUCUUUGUGUCACUUGUGCUGCUGUUUUUAACUUGUCAUGACAACAGGGCCACACAUUGACAUGUUUGGGGGACAAUGGAUCCAAAAGAUCCUGUAUGGUCAAAAGUUUUCUACCUAGAUGAGUUCUGUGCUCACCAAAGGCCUGAGCAAAGAAACAAAGAGAAGUGUGCCCAAAUGGCAAAGCUUUGCUCCUUUGCAAUCUCACACAGAUCUGGAUCACAGGUGUCCUCAAUCACAAUAUCAUAGGUAAGAAGAGGUCGUGUAUUUCACUGGGAAACGAUGCACUGCUUUGGAAAAGUCAUCUGUAUAUAGAUUUACCCAGGCCAGCAGUCCAACUUUGUUGUUUGCAACUUGUUUGCAGAAGGAUGAGUGGACUGGGAGGCCAAUAACAAGUGACAAGGUUUCCUCAAACCUAAAGUGCAGCCUGUGUGCCAUUCAGCCCAGAGCUGAGGGAUCAUUUGUUCCCAUGGACCACUGCCUGCCAGGGUAAUGAAUUCCUGCAUAGCUGGAACAAGCAAUUCAGGAUUCUGCUCCAGAAUUGCUUGGUGGGCUGCAUAAUCAUUGACAAUACUCCCUAUCCAGAAAUUCUUUUGCAGUUUCCUUUCAUAGUCUUUUGAAGCUUUUAAAGUUCACAUUUCAAUUUGCUUUGCCUUAAGGGAAAACACUUCCUGGGCCCAAUGCAUACUGCAAGCUCUUGACAGCAAAGUCCUCAUGGUUGCCAGCUUCUGAUGUUACAGAAGAAACUGCGUGUGAAUGCGUUAAUUAGGUUUUCUGAUGGAAAAACUCUAUGUCACGUGGCUGCAUGUAUUUGCUUAGCUAUGAGUCUAGUCCUGGCCUAGUAAAGCCCAGGCAGGGUGGCAUGUUGCAGGGAAAACAAGUCCGUGUGCUUAUGGGGUUGCCAUCAGCAGCAGAGUGAACGUGUGCUUUGGGGCUUUCUCUGGAGAUGUGGGAGCUCAGUACAUCACUCCGGAUGUCCAGAGCUACCGAGACAACCCUUGGGGGGCUCGGAGGCCCUGGAAUGUUGCCAAAAGUACCUGGUGGCUUGACUUUGAUCCUUUUAAAGAAAUGACACCUGAAGGUGAGGAGAUGAGAGAAUUUCAUGUCUGAAUGGUGAGGGGAUGUUAUUCACUUGUUAGAACUUAAGUUAGAAUGCACUGUACAGGGGGGUUUUAUGUAUUGUACAGGGGGGUCUAGAAUUCUGUACAUGGAUCAGGAGUCCCAAGAUGGAGGAAUUUGGGCGUGCCCCGUCCUUCUUCUUUCUUCUCCUUGGCAUCCAUGUUCAGGAUGAUGUUGGCAUGUGUGGAUUGGUUCAUAGAAAGAGUACACUUGCCAACAAGGGCAGAAAGUAUUGGGAAGUAAAGGUAAAUAUCGAAUACGUAAUUUUCAUUAUAAAAGAGACAACCGCCUCGUGGGCGAGGGAGAGUGCCUUUGGCUGUCCUGCUGAACAGACCUCGGCUGGACAGACAGAAAAUCUUUGUAGAUAAGAAAUAAUAAACUCGACUGAAGACCGAAAGCAAGAGUCCAGACUCCUUCUUCGAGAGCGCGGCCUACCCAGAACCACUUUUUCCCGUGCUGGGGCAGAGACAAGCAACAG
Messenger RNA from Passer domesticus (house sparrow), 3786 nucleotides. RefSeq names its product TOG array regulator of axonemal microtubules protein 2-like. The transcript is spliced from 10 exons. Lineage: Eukaryota; Metazoa; Chordata; Aves; Passeriformes; Passeridae. Gene Ontology annotation, biological process: microtubule cytoskeleton organization. The record is from RefSeq and is a predicted model, not a curated record. Gene Ontology annotation, cellular component: cilium; cytoplasmic microtubule. Bases 143 to 1369 code for a protein of 408 amino acids. Gene Ontology annotation, molecular function: microtubule binding.